Molecule: messenger RNA, 901 nt
Organism: Nicotiana attenuata
Lineage: Eukaryota; Viridiplantae; Streptophyta; Magnoliopsida; Solanales; Solanaceae
Exons: 6
Coding region: 70-648 (192 amino acids)
Cellular component (GO): endoplasmic reticulum
Source: RefSeq, a predicted model, not a curated record
UCUUUUACCGUGCCCUAAUAUAUUUUCCUCCACGUUUAUAUCAUUUUCUUUCUUUGAAAACAUUUCCUAAUGGCGACAGCAGCAUUGACAAUCUUGGCCGUCCUAGCUCUGUUUGCAGUUUCCUCUUUAACGGCGGCGUCGGAAACUCCAUUUGUAGUGGCACACAAGAAGGCAUCUGUCGUUAAGCUCAAGUCCGGUUCCGAACGUGUCUCCGUUUCCAUUGACGUCUAUAACCAUGGAUCUCUUGCUAUAUAUGAUGUAAGUCUUACUGAUGAUAGCUGGUCUCCGGAAAUAUUUGAUUUUGUGGCUGCAAACACCUCUCAGUCAUGGGAAAGACUUGAUGCUGGCUCUCAUGUUUCACACUCUUUUGAGUGGGAGUCCAAAGUGAAAACAACUUACUAUAGCGCGCCUGCUGCCAUAACAUUCCGUAUCCCUACGACAUCAAAACUACAGGAAGCAUAUUCUACCCCUAUUCCGCCACUAGAAACCUUUGCAGAAAAAGCUGUUUCCUACAAAUUAGAUUUGGCAAAGAAGCUGCUCUCAAAUUAUGGAUCCCAUGUUUCUGUAUUUCUCAUCGUCCUAUUGUUCGUGAGAGUUGUUUCUACUCCAUCAAAGUCAAGUGCUGGGAACGCGAAGAAAAAGCACUGAUAUUCUGUUACAAAGGCAUAGCCCCAUAUAGAAAUCGUUUUUUAAGCUAGUGAAAGGAAAUGUCUCAGCGAGGAUACACAUCUCAACUGUAAAUCCUUGUAACUGCAUUUUGACGAACUGAAAAAUAUAUCGCAUGAGUCCUACUAGAGCUGCCUGCAAAAUUUGUAUGACUAACAACUACUGAAUUCCGACUUCUCUAUGCAACUUUGGAGAUGCUCACCUUGUCCAAUUCUUAAUAACCUAUUUUCACCAA